AUGGUGACUUUACUCACAAUUGAAGUUUUAUCAAUUAUUGCUACAGCACUAACGAAUCUUGUUGGUAUAUUAGCUUUUGCAACUGAUCAUUGGUCAAUAGUUGUUUAUGACUUUAGCAAAUUACAUGCACAUAUAAAAUGGGUUGUUGUUGAAAAUACAACGAAUGGUAGUGCAUAUAUGAUAAAUAAUACGGAUGAUGGAAAUCAUACAGGAAUAUUAUCAUUUAAUAAACAACAAUUAGAAACAACUGUAUUCGGUAUGAAAAAUGGUACAACAUUAUAUAAAACUCACAAAGGUGUAUUUCGUCAAUGUAAUUAUUUAUCUCAAAAUGUUCGUGAAUAUUUAAAACUAACGAAAUGCCGUGUCUUAAAAGUAGCAAAUAAUCAAUAUGAUGAUGUUCUUCAUGGAAUGAAUAAUCCUGGACGAGAAUUAAUACGUCUACACAAUGUGGCAGCUGCAUGUGCUAUUUUGAUUGUACUUCUUUUAUGCGCUUGUACAUUAGUUGGUGUUUCCGUAGGCAUUCUUAAUAGUGUUGUUUUAGCAACAAUGACUAUUGGAAUUAUCUAUCUUGUUACUACUAUGUUCAGUGUAUGUCUUUUGGCUAUUAUGCAUACUGUAUUAAAAAGUGAACGUAAACAAUCGCAUUGCUUUGCUUUGGAAAUUCUUACUGAUGAUUUGUGUAAAGCUCGAACUAUACAAUCAUCUUACUCAUUUGCAUUAGGUUGUUUACUUAUUAUUCUUUGUUUUAUAACAUCGGUAUUAUGGUUAUCAUUGCAAGAAAAACAGCGAAAAUUUGCACAACACUGA
Adineta steineri is the source of this 807-nucleotide messenger RNA. The record is from the annotation of a GenBank genome assembly. Lineage: Eukaryota; Metazoa; Rotifera; Eurotatoria; Adinetida; Adinetidae.